This is a messenger RNA of Aureobasidium musti, 1440 nucleotides long. NCBI's taxonomy places the organism in Eukaryota, Fungi, Ascomycota, Dothideomycetes, Dothideales, Saccotheciaceae. The record is from the annotation of a GenBank genome assembly.
AUGAGAGCGUGUCAAUUCCCGGGGCUGAGUCUACAGACGACUAGCCCCUUGCUACACGCGUCUCGCUCUACUUUUGUUUCUACCACGUCGAGGAUAUUGCUGAAGAGUCACCAAACACGCAUUCUCGUGACUUGUCGCCCUAGACACAACUGGUCGUUGCUCAAUCACCGUAUACCGACCCGACCAUCCCCGUCCCCAUCAGCUGGUGUCGGCACGAGUACCAACAUCACCACCAACAUGGAACAGGCUCGAGGUCAUUUCGGUCACUCACAUCAUGGCCACCACCACCAUCAUGAUACGACAUAUCUGACAAGCACCGACAAGAAUGAUGCUGGAGUGCGUAUCACGCGAGUCGGACUCUUUGUCAACCUUGGCAUGGCCAUUGCUAAGGGCGUUGGUGGCUAUGUCUUCAACUCCAAAGCACUGUCUGCCGACGCCAUCCACUCCCUUACAGAUCUCAUCUCCGAUUUCACCACCCUCGCAACCGUCUCGUACUCAUUACGAUCCCCUACAAGCAGAUUUCCUACCGGCUACGGCAAGAUUGAGUCUCUAGGUGCACUUGGAGUAUCAGGAAUCCUGCUUUCAGGAGGAAUAAUGAUUGGUCUACAAGCAGUUAUGGCUCUCACACAACAAUUCUUCCCGGAUAUCGCUCAUAUACUCUCUCACCUUGGCAUCUUUGGCCACGGUCACAGCCACAGCCACAGCCAUGGAGUCGAAGGCUUAGGUGUCAAUAUCAAUGCCGCAUGGCUAGCAGCCGGCAGUAUCAUAAUCAAAGAGUGGUUAUACCGAGCGACCAUGAAGAUUGCGACAGAGAAACGCAGCAGUGUUUUGGCGAGCAAUGCGUAUCACCAUCGCGUCGACAGUUUGACUGCUGUUGUUGCUUUGGCCACUAUUACUGCCAGUCACUUCCUGACCAACGCCGCCUGGCUCGAUCCCGUAGGCGGUCUGAUCAUCUCCGGCAUGAUCGUCCAAGCCGGCUACGGAAACACCAAAGCCGCACUGCUGGAAUUGGCAGACGUAUCCAUCGAAGACGACAUGAAGCACAAGAUCGAAAGCGCCGCAUCACAAGCCCUGGGAGAUCUGAAACUGCCUACCGAGUCCGCACCUCAAGUCCAGGGCAUCAAGAGUGGCCAGAACUACUUGAUCGAGAUUGCCGUUCGUGUGCCAUCAACCUGGACACUGGACCAAAUGACCCAAGCCGAAAACAGCAUUCGUGAAAAAGUGGCUUCGGCAGCUCAGGGCAUCAAGCGUGUUUCCAUCCGCUUCACCAGCUCUGACAACACUGCCGAUGCUUUCGCAAACGAAUUCGUUGCUGCUAAGGAUCAGAAACAUGUCCACGAGCACGAACACGAACAUGAACAUAGCCAUGAUGACGGACACAGCCACAGCCAUGAAUCUGCACAAGAAGCCUCCAAGACAGGACUGAACAAGAGAAAGUGA